This is a messenger RNA of Onychostoma macrolepis, 2642 nucleotides long. It is a transcript of the gene olig2, whose product is annotated as oligodendrocyte lineage transcription factor 2. Bases 1030 to 1836 code for a protein of 268 amino acids. Gene Ontology annotation, biological process: regulation of DNA-templated transcription; neuron differentiation; oligodendrocyte differentiation. Gene Ontology annotation, molecular function: DNA-binding transcription factor activity; protein dimerization activity. The transcript is spliced from 9 exons. The record is from RefSeq and is a predicted model, not a curated record. Lineage: Eukaryota; Metazoa; Chordata; Actinopteri; Cypriniformes; Cyprinidae.
GGUAGAUCUUUGGUGCUGCAGCUGCAUGUCAUGAAUUGAAUGAAAGCAGGCACUUGAGCAACUAUGUGUGCACCCAGUAAAAAGCACAAUGUAGGAGCAUUAGUAUGCUAAUGAGGUGCGGGGCGACAGGUGGCCCGCUAGACAGCUCAAUUAAGCAGCUCGUUAAAGGCCAAGCUAACGAAGCGGCCUGCACUGCAAGCCUCAACAAACAAUGUGACUGUGCAGGCUACAAAUUGGUUUCUUGAACACUCUUCCUGACUGCCAUUGGUUGGAAAACAUAUAGCCCUGACCCAGUGUUCCUGUAUCAGGCUUAUCAGGAUGCAGAACAAUGUUUUGAUAGCACCUCAAGGCCAAGGUGAAAGGAAAUUGAAUGUGCCAAAAAGAACAGAUGGGUUGGUGAGAAGAGAAUAAAGGAACAAAAAGUUUCUGCAAAACAGAGGAGUAUAAUUAUGGUUAUACCACGGUAUGCGUAAGAUCCAUAUGGAAACUGGAAGAAGAGCGUUUUGAAACUUGGAAGGAAAUUCAGAACAAAUCAUGGAAGCUUGAAAAGAAGAAUGGAAGAAAGGAAGUUCAGUCCAAGCUUGCGAUAGUUUGCAGAUCCUCUUCAAAGUACUUCAGAUGACAAGGGACCCCUCUUAAAAACACAAGCCUGAACUCUUCAUUGGAGGGAAGAUUAGCAGGAUUAAGACUGGCUCACAUAUGCUGCUCUUCACUAUUGGCAUUCAACACAACACAAGCCCAACUGCCACCCAGACGGGGAGGGAAAGAGAAAGACAGAGGGUUUUAGGACCCCCACCCACUGGAGCUCAUUGGUUCUUGACGGGCUGUCGGAAAAGCGUUGACAUUGUCCCGCUGACUUGCCCCCGGGUGAUGGGGAGGAGGGACCUACUAUAAAAUAGCCCUCGUCACUCUCGGGCGUGCCAAACACAAACAGUGCACGAGUGAACUGGAAUAAGGAGUGAAUUCUGCAAAGCCACACACAAGCACGCGCUUGCACCUGCUACCGGAAUAUUGACAUCUGCGAGAAUCAUGGACUCCGACACGAGCCGAGUGUCCAGUAGACCUUCUUCUCCUGAAGGCGACGAUCUCUUCCUUUCCGCUGUCAAGAAGUCCGUGGGUUUCUCCGGCGCCGUCUCCUCCACGCAGAGCGAUUCUCCUCCGGAGUUAAGAGGCGCAGACCUGCGGGGCGUCUCUAGCGCCGACGAGGACUCGAUGUCUUUGAAGAUGCUCUCCAAAAAGGACCGUAAACUUCUAUCCGAGUCCGAACUGCAGAACAUGCGCCUCAAGAUCAACAGCCGCGAGAGAAAACGCAUGCACGAUCUCAACAUCGCCAUGGACGGGCUCCGAGAGGUCAUGCCCUAUGCCCAUGGGCCAUCCGUGCGCAAGCUCUCCAAAAUAGCCACCCUGCUGCUCGCGCGCAACUACAUCCUUAUGCUGAGCAACUCGCUGGAGGAGAUGAAACGGCUCGUGAGCGAGAUCUACGGAGGAGGGAGCGGGGCUCAUCACACCGGCUUCCACCCGUCCAGUUGUGGCACCCUUACGCACGCGGCGGGCGCUCCGUUACCGGGUCACCCCGCCGCUGUCUCGCAUUCGUCUCACCCGGUGCACCAUCCUCUGCUUCCACCAGCAGUCUCCACUGCCGCAUCUCUCUCCGGCCCGGGUCUCUCAGCCAUCAGGCCGCAUCACGGACUCCUCAAGGCACCAUCAGCCGGCGCUGGUUUCCAGCACUGGGGUGCGGGGAUCCCGUGUCCGUGCAGCAUGUGCCAGGUUCCUCCGCCUCACGUGUCCGGUAUGAGCACCGUCAGCAUGCCACGACUGACCAGUGACUCAAAAUGAAGUACUGAACUUUGAUAAAAGAACUCUGAGUUGCAACCAUAGACUUUUAUAUAUUAAAGCUGUAUUAUCUCGUGUUUUUCAGUUUAUGGCUGAACAAUUUGUUUUUGGAAAGCACAUAUAGUUCUGAAGCGAAGAAAAUGGAUCAAAGCCACUAACAUAGAAUUUUCUAACACUUUAGCUGUAUUAGGUUUACUAUCCAUGUGCAUUUCUGUGUAUAAAGUUUGUGAAAAUGGCCUACCUUACUCUUUUUAGCCUUCAAACACUGGACUGCUUUACAAAAUAAGCUUAAUACGAAACAGAUUUAUAGCAUUCAAUUAAGAAUAAAUUAAAACUUACAAUUCAUGCUGCAGUUAAAGAGGGCUAAAUAGUUUAAUGAGCCAUUAAUAUUAGACGAAAUUAUACAUUAAAAAGUCCCAUAGCUUUGGAAAAUGUAAUGGGACUGCACUGUGUAAAUAUGUAGAUAGCAUUUGUACAGUUUGAGAGAUUUUAUAUUACCUUCCCCAGUUUAUGUUUGGGGUCAGAAUUCAUUUGCCAAGCGCUGUCUGUAACAGGAAAGAUGCACCUGUUCAUUCCUGCACUGUCUUUAUCUCUUCCUCUCUCCCUUUAGUUUUCUGGCUUUCUAUCUUUAUUUUUAUCUCUUCUUUCUGCACAAGCUUACCUGUCAUGGCCGAUGCGAAGAAUGAUCAACUUUUAUUUUUUUAUAAUAAAGUGUAAAAUGAUAUUUAUUUACUUAUUUUGAUGGUAUUUUCAAAUUAAUGUGCGGUGAAUGUUUGAGUCCUAACUGUAAAAUAAAUGUUUUAAAAUGA